AUGGUUCUAACGAUCGAUGAUAUAGUAACACAUUUUGUACUGUCAAGUCAUCCUCGAAACCGCGCCAUAGUUGAUAUUAAAGAGAAAAAGACAAACAAGUUACGGUACAUCAAGAUCAGACACAGACUCUCCAUUUAUGCCGUGAGCCUCGUUAGUCCAAUCACAUUUGAUGUGAUGGCUGAAGUUCAAGCCAAGAACGCCUUGACAAAAUCCAAGCUUAUCAUUUUGCAUUUCGAAACAAAACCGGAUGUUCAAGUAGAGUUGCGCGAGACGUCAAGGGUCGGUUUUGAAUGGACAUUUAUUUGGGAAGGAGAGAAAUAUAGAUGGGUUCGAGAAAGUCGUAUGAGUAAUAAUCUUGAAUGUAGAGCAGUAAGAAAGACAGGGGACAUAUGUGUUGCUCAGUACCUUCCUCGUGUGCUAAAGGAUGAAUACUUUGGUAUCAUUUCUUUACUUGGAUAUAAUAUGCUUCGUUGUGAACUAAGUCAAUCCAAGGAGCUAGAGCUCCUCUUAUUUAUCUCGCUUAUUACCUUACUUGAUAAAUCCGACGAUGCAAGCUGGAAAAGAGAUUCGAUUAGCAAAGGAAUCCCUCAAGAGGAUAUGCCGCGGACUCCAGUGUCGGAGCGAGUACAGCAAAAGAAACAAAAGAUGGAACGCACCAAUGAGCAAAAGUUGCAGUUCAUGCUAGAUAAAGAAGUGCGUCGAUCCCAAAAGCAGAUACAGGCUGACCAAAAGAGAUAUCCAGCAAGUGCUGGGAAUAGUCCUGCUCAUACACCCAAGACAUCGCCUAUGCCGACUCCUACUGCUUCAUCUAAUUCACUCAAAUUGGCCAAAAGGAGAUCGGUUGCUCAAUCUAGUAACAAUAGCCCACUCAUUACGCCAACAAAUAGUACGAAUGGCAGUGGUACAAAAAGACUGUCAAAGUUAUUUAGCAGUUUAGCAAGCCUGAAACAACAACAGCAACCGCAGCAGCCUAGCACAGACCAUAAUAGAAUGUCAGUAGCAUUUCCUGUUAUUGAUCAAUUGAGAAAAGACACCUAUGAUCACCAACACACAUUCCCUUAUUACUCGCAUAGUCUGUACGGAAAUCGCACCAGAAGUGAAUUGAUGUCGCAUUGGCCAAAGAGUGAAGAGUCGUAA
This is a messenger RNA of Rhizopus microsporus ATCC 52813, 1137 nucleotides long. RefSeq lists its product as uncharacterized. The record is from RefSeq and is a predicted model, not a curated record. The transcript is spliced from 3 exons. Bases 1 to 1137 code for a protein of 378 amino acids. NCBI's taxonomy places the organism in Eukaryota, Fungi, Mucoromycota, Mucoromycetes, Mucorales, Rhizopodaceae.